Molecule: messenger RNA, 705 nt
Organism: Leptosia nina
Lineage: Eukaryota; Metazoa; Arthropoda; Insecta; Lepidoptera; Pieridae
Source: the annotation of a GenBank genome assembly
AUGCCUAGAAGAACGUGUUACUGGUCUCGGAGAUUAGACUUUCAAUUAGUAGAAUUCAUACGCAAGAAGGAUAUCAUAUGGAAGCCAGUUGGUAACACGAAUCAUCACAUUCAGCAGAAAUAUAAAGCCUACGCCGAGUUCGCAUCAAAGUUAGGUCGCGAAUUUACAGCCAGAUCUGUUAGAGACCGUUGGGCCAAUAUAAGAAGUACAUUCAAUCACAACCUUCGCAAAGUACUAAAAUCUGAAAAAAUGGCCAAAAAUCAGGAUGAGGUGUAUACACCUUGCUGGCCACUUUGGAAAGCUUUGCAGUUUUUGAGAGACCCGACAAAGAGUGAGGAAAGUGUCUUAGAGGAAUAUUCUACACUGGAAGGAAAGCCUGAAAAUUUUGAAGCAGAUCUAGAUGAACCUCCUAUAAAUUUACGCCAAAGAGGUCAGCAUAUUUAUAGUCCUCAAAAGUACAAAUCAUCGAAGAGGAAAAUGAAGCAAUGUAAGGAGGUUUUGGAUAAUCUCAUAGUCACAAUGUCACCUUUAAAUGUACCUUCACAAGGACAGAAUUAUUGGUUCUUCGGCAGGCAUGUCACGGAAAGAUUGAACACUAUGAGACUGGUUGAUGCAAAAUGUGCUCGCCGAGAAAUAUUGAAACUUUUGAAAACAAAUGAAGGGCAUAUUGACCAGGAUAAUAUUAACGAUUCACUCUGCAGCUGA